Molecule: messenger RNA, 912 nt
Organism: Manihot esculenta (cassava)
Lineage: Eukaryota; Viridiplantae; Streptophyta; Magnoliopsida; Malpighiales; Euphorbiaceae
Exons: 1
Coding region: 1-912 (303 amino acids)
Molecular function (GO): zinc ion binding; nucleic acid binding
Source: RefSeq, a predicted model, not a curated record
AUGGUGGUUAAUGGAGGCGGAGACACUAGGGUUCCUGAGAAUAUUGGUAUUUCUAAUACUGAUAAUGCGACUGAUGUUCUCUCGGAUAAGGAGGAUGAUGAGGAGAAAGAUGAGCUUUGCCCUGAGAUUUGGUUGUCUAGGGAAAAGAAAGAGAGGUUGUAUAAGCCAUGGUCUCGUUCCUUGUUGACCAAGUUAAUGGGAAAAAUAAUAUGUUAUACCUAUUUGUUGCGGAGGAUCAAGGAGCUGUGGAAACCUACUUCCCCAAUAGAUAUUAUCUCUAUUGAGAAUGGGUUUUACUUGGUGAAAUUCAACAGUGCUGAUGAUUAUGAACAUGCACUCCUAGAGGGACCUUGGGUUAUCGCAGACCAUUAUUUGACUAUUAGCAGAUGGUGCUCGGAAUUUGAUCCUUUCCAAGCAACUUUUGAGAAGCUUACAGUAUGGAUUCGGUUUCCUUGCCUCCCGAUAGAAUAUUAUGAUGAGAACUUCCUUAUGAGAGUGGGAGCUAAGGUGGGUAAACCAAUAAGGGUGGAUACAAGGACGAGUUUGGUUUCUAGAGGCCGGUUCGCUAGGAUGUGUGUUGAAGUUGAUCUUUCUAAACCUCUUCUUUCGAAAUUCAAACUGCAAAAACGUAUUAGAAAGAUUGAGUAUGAGGGUCUGCACAUGAUUUGUUUCAAAUGUGGGAGAUUUGGUCAUGUUGCUGAUCAUUGUCCGGCGAAGACUCAUAGUAGCAACCCUGACGUGCCGGUGACGGUGACUGUGGUUAACGAUGAGGGUGUUGACGCGAGAUUCAAGGAUGUUAAUCCGAAAAUUUUGGAAGAUUUUGGCGAAUGGAUGAUGGUCCGGAAGGAAAGAAAGCGUAAUCCUAGGGGACAAGGAAGGCAACAAAAUAAUCAAGAUAAUGCCAAACAAUGA